GGCCGCCGACUUGGAGCUGCGGUUUGGGUGGAUUGUCUGCUUGUCUAGAAAGAGUCCCUUCGUGUCUGCUCGUCUCGCGCUCCCGGGGCAACAGUAAAUCAGUUUUGGUUGAAGACGGUAUCCAGGGAACCCAUUUCUCUCUCUGGGAGAUGCCUGCUGGUUGUUGCUAAGGUUGCUUCCACAGUAACAUGUGCAUCUUGUUUACACCUUCAUCAGAAGAAGUUGAACUUGGUUAGUUUCACAAGUAUCACCUAAGGAGCAAGAGAAGGAAGUGCUGGAUCUUCAGUCUUACAAUCUUGCACUAGAUCCUUUUUCCUCCCUGAGGAGUUGUGUCUAAUACCCUACCAAACACUGGACUGCAUUUCAUGUGGAGCUCCAAAAGUUUCAUUGCCUGCUCUUAGUAGAGGAAACAGAUCUAGAGGUGAAAAGGAGCACACAACUUUUUCUGGCCUGUUUCCUCACUGAACCCACUCCCUUGUUGUCAAGAUGACAAAUAACUCAGCAGAUCAUCAUCCUGGGAACUCUGUGGCAGAAGGCAGCUAUGAAGGGGACUUUGGCUGCUCCGUUAUGGACUUACGGAAUCUUAUGGAGCUUCGCAGUUCGGAGGCAGUGACCCGAAUAAAUGAUACCUAUGGGGGAGUGCAUAAUAUUUGUAAGAGAUUGAAGACUUCACCAAUCGAAGGCUUGUCUGGGAACCCAGCAGAUCUAGAAAAAAGAAGACAAGCAUUUGGCCAGAAUUUCAUCCCACCCAAAAAGGCCAAAACCUUCCUGCAGUUAGUUUGGGAAGCAUUGCAAGAUGUCACGUUAAUCAUCUUGGAAAUUGCAGCCAUAAUUUCUCUGGGUCUCUCUUUCUAUCAUCCUCCUGAUGGCGACAAUGAAAUGUGUGGAGAAGCAAAGGGCAGUGGAGAGGAUGAAGGCGAGGCUCAGGCUGGCUGGAUUGAGGGAGCAGCCAUCCUCUUCUCAGUUAUUAUUGUGGUGUUGGUCACAGCCUUCAAUGACUGGAGCAAAGAGAAACAAUUCCGGGGUCUGCAGAGUCGCAUUGAGCAGGAGCAGAAGUUUACUGUCAUCCGUAAGGGACAGGUGAUCCAAAUUCCGGUAGCUGAGAUUGUGGUUGGGGACAUUGCUCAAAUCAAAUAUGGGGACCUGUUGCCAGCAGAUGGCAUUUUGAUCCAAGGAAAUGAUUUGAAAAUUGAUGAGAGCUCUCUGACUGGGGAAUCUGACCAAGUGAAAAAAUCUUUGGAUAAAGACCCUAUGCUGCUUUCUGGCACUCAUGUAAUGGAGGGCUCUGGUCGAAUGGUGGUGACUGCUGUGGGUGUCAACUCACAGACUGGAAUAAUUUUUACUCUUUUGGGUGCUGGAGAAGGGGAUGAGGAAAAAAAGGUCAAGAAAGGUAAAAAAACCGGAGCCCCUGAAAAUCGCAACAAAGCCAAAACUCAGGAUGGAGUGGCCCUGGAAAUCCAACCACUGAAAAGCCAAGAAGGGGUGGAAAAUGAGGAGAAAGAGAAGAAAAAGGUGAAGAUUCCAAAGAAGGAGAAAUCCGUGUUGCAGGGAAAGCUCACCCGCUUGGCAGUUCAGAUUGGAAAAGCAGGAUUGAUUAUGUCAGCAAUCACAGUUAUUAUUUUGGUGCUAUAUUUUGUGAUCGACACUUUUGGGAUUCAAAGAAGAUCAUGGCUGGCUGAAUGUACUCCCAUUUAUAUCCAGUACUUUGUCAAGUUCUUCAUUAUUGGUGUCACUGUGCUAGUAGUAGCUGUUCCUGAAGGCUUGCCCCUGGCUGUCACUAUUUCUUUGGCCUACUCUGUGAAGAAAAUGAUGAAAGAUAACAAUCUGGUUCGGCAUCUGGAUGCUUGUGAGACAAUGGGAAAUGCCACCGCUAUUUGCUCAGAUAAGACUGGGACCCUCACGAUGAACCGGAUGACUGUAGUGCAAGCUUAUGUGGGAGACACCCACUACCGACAGAUUCCUGACUCAGAAGCUAUUCUGCCCAAGGUCCUGGACCUUAUUGUCAAUGGUGUUUCAAUAAAUUCAGCCUAUACCUCUAAAAUCUUGCCACCAGAGAAAGAAGGAGGACUCCCACGUCAAGUCGGAAACAAGACAGAGUGUGCACUUCUGGGCUUUGUUCUGGACUUGAAGCAGGAUUAUCAAGCUGUCCGUAGUGAAGUGCCUGAAGAAAAGCUCUAUAAGGUCUACACCUUCAAUUCUGUCCGGAAAUCUAUGAGUACAGUGCUAAAAAACCAGGAUGGGAGUUUUCGCAUGUACAGCAAAGGAGCCUCUGAGAUCAUCCUCCGCAAGUGCACAAAAAUUUUGGACAAAAAUGGGGAAAUUCGAUUAUUUAAAGUGAAAGACCGGGAUGAGAUGGUGAAAAAAGUGAUUGAACCAAUGGCUUGUCAGGGGCUACGCACCAUUUGUCUGGCUUACCGGGAUUUCCCUGCUGGUGUUGAACCUGACUGGGAUGCUGAAAAUGAGAUUUUGUCUGACCUUACUUGCAUCACUGUUGUUGGCAUUGAGGAUCCUGUUCGUCCAGAGGUACCUGAGGCCAUUCAGAAGUGCCAGCGUGCUGGUAUUACUGUCAGGAUGGUUACAGGUGACAACAUCAACACUGCACGUGCCAUUGCAACUAAGUGUGGGAUCUUGCUGCCUGGAGAGGACUUCCUGUGCUUGGAAGGGAAGGAAUUCAAUAGGCUCAUCCGCAAUGAGAAAGGAGAGGUGGAGCAAGAACAACUAGAUAAAAUCUGGCCUAAACUUCGAGUCUUGGCACGUUCUUCACCAACUGAUAAACACACCCUUGUGAAAGGAAUUAUUGACAGUACUGUUGGGGAACGGAGGCAGGUGGUAGCUGUAACUGGAGAUGGCACCAAUGAUGGCCCAGCCUUGAAGAAAGCAGAUGUUGGAUUUGCUAUGGGCAUUGCUGGCACAGAUGUGGCUAAGGAGGCUUCAGACAUCAUCCUGACAGAUGAUAAUUUUACAAGCAUUGUUAAGGCAGUGAUGUGGGGUCGCAAUGUAUAUGACAGCAUUUCCAAGUUCCUGCAGUUCCAGCUGACAGUCAAUGUAGUGGCUGUGAUUGUGGCAUUCACAGGGGCUUGCAUCACACAGGAUUCACCUCUGAAGGCUGUCCAAAUGUUGUGGGUGAACUUGAUCAUGGAUACCUUUGCCUCAUUAGCUCUUGCCACAGAACCCCCUUCAGAGUCUUUGCUCCUGCGUAGGCCAUAUGGUCGCAACAAGCCACUGAUAUCCCGAACCAUGAUGAAGAACAUUCUGGGACAUGCCGUGUACCAGCUCACCAUUAUUUUCACAUUACUAUUUGCAGGUGAAAAAAUUUUUGAUAUUGACAGUGGCCGGAAUGUUCCCCUCCACUCCCCACCCACUGAGCAUUACACAAUUGUCUUCAACACUUUCGUCAUGAUGCAACUGUUCAAUGAAAUCAAUGCUCGCAAAAUUCAUGGGGAAAGGAACGUAUUUGAGGCCAUCUUCCGGAAUCCAAUCUUCUGUACAGUGGUGCUAGGAACCUUUGUUGCCCAGAUUAUUAUUGUGGAGUUUGGUGGUAAACCAUUUAGUUGCUCUGGACUUACCUUGAGUCAGUGGUUUUGGUGUAUUUUCAUUGGUGUAGGAGAGCUGCUUUGGGGACAGUUGAUCAGCAGUAUUCCAACAAAUCAACUGAAGUUCCUGAAAGAGGCUGGUCAUGGGAUUACCAAAGAAGAUAUUGCAGAAGAAGAGUUGAAUGAAGGUGUAGAUGAAAUUGACCAUGCUGAAAUGGAGCUUCGACGUGGACAGAUCCUGUGGUUCCGUGGUCUGAACAGAAUACAGACUCAGAUGGACGUAGUUUACACAUUCCAGACCGGCGCCUCCUCUUUACAGGGAGCCCUCAGGAGACAGCCUUCCAUCGUGAGCCAACACCACGAUGUAAAAAAUGUUUCUAGCCCAACCCAUAUCAAGGUGGUGAAUGCGUUCCGUAGCUCCCUGUAUGAAGGCCUCGAGAAACCCGAAUCCAGAAGCUCCAUUCAUAACUUCAUGACUCAUCCAGAGUUCAUCCUCGAGGAAGACGAGCCUCAGACCCCAUUCCUCGAUGGCACUGAUGAAGACUUGGAAGCUGAAGAACUUAAAAAGCAAAGUGAAGAGAGCCCAGGGGAGUCCUCACCCCUCAACACAAAUAACAAUGCAAUGGACAGCAAUAUAGCUGAGGACACCAUGCCAGAGCCAGAAAGCCCUUUACACAGCUUGGAAACAUCAGUUUGAUCUCUGAACUUUGACCUUCCUGCUUCCCCUUUCUCUAGGCAACAUAGGCACCAAUAUCUGACCAUACACUGCAGCUACUUUGGCCAAUUUCCUCUCCAUUCUCUUUAUGAUUUCUUGGCUGCAGAAAUCAUGGUAUCACCUGGGUAGAGUUGUAUUUUCAACAAAUUGCUUGGCAGAGGUGCCUCCCUCAUGAAAGAAAUUACCAGUGUGAUCAUCAUCUUCUCAAAUUGGGCACCACAUGUCUGUAGUAGUAAUUUUUCUCCUUGCUCAAGUUAUACCCUUAUCUAGAAGCUCUAGAUACCCUUUAAAAGUUUGGUGUAUAGCAUCUAUGGCACAGUUGCAAGGUAUUUCCUUAAUUUUGUUUAUGGCAUCAGAAUCCUAGAUGCUUUUAUAUGUCCUUGGGAGGAUGACAAUGAGUGUCAUAGGAAUGUUAUUAAAGGGGAGGGGGUGAUCUGAGUAAGGAAUUAGAUGUGAUCCCAGUCUUACACAGAGCAAGCUGGGGAAGAACUAGUAUCCAUCCUUAUACUAUUUUGUUUCUAUUAUCUCUUUGUUUCCAGGGUAGUAUCAGUCACAAAAGAUAAGGAGGAAUAUAUAGACAGUCUUAAAAUAUAUUUUUAAAAAAGGAAUAAAGCUAAUCAUAAGGAGAUACAACAGUGCCAUAUAUCCUGAGAGAAUUAAAUGUUAAGGGAUUUGGUUUUUAAUGAAAAAUUACUUUUUAUGAUUUCAGAUCAAAAUAUUUUGGGAUUAUAUAUUAGCUGAGAUACAUUUAUGUAUUACAUAUUAUUUGCUUAAUUGGAAUUUCAUCGUUCUGAACAUCAGGUGAAUAUGUCCUCAGUAAGGUGAACAUCUCAACCCUUCUGAUUCCAAACAAGAUGGAACAAGUAUUGGCUUGUUACUUCUGCCCAAUUUUUAUUUGGAUAAUUAGAAGGAGCCAGUUCUUUGGGGAGUGCAAGCUAUAAAGGCCAGCUCUAAUAAGAGUCUGUCAGUUCUUACACUUUUUUACUGCAUUUUGAAUGCUGAAGAGUGGAAAAAGUAACAGGAAAAUGUCUUGGUCACAAAUACCUACACAGAAUGUUUUUGUGUGUAUGGAAAAUGUAAAUGAAUCAGUUCUGUAUAUUUGGGACAUACUGUGUAGUAUUGGGGCACAAAGCUCUUUCCUUAGUUGAUAGGAAUAAGAUUCUCCCUGUUUCUUGUUAUAGGUUUUUCCUUUUUUUUUUCAUCUUGUACUGAAAAGAUGCUUGCUGGCCUUACCUUGAUACAGUUGCAAUAUUGAGAUGCUGGUCUGGUGGAGGUCACUGUUUCACUCUUACAGACCAUAGCCAUAUGGGGAGCGAAUAGGAUGUCCUACUGAAACUGCUUGUAUACAAUUUCUGCAAGAAUAGUGGGGCAUCUAACCAAACGUAUGCUAAUGUAGUCUCUUAUGUCAGUUCACAGCGCUUUUCUUGGAAAGUACUACCUGGAAGCAAAGAGAAUCUAAUUGUUCCUACUUCUUUUGAAAGUUUUAUUGUCUGGCCAUCUUCCCAACAUUCAAGUGUAUACAAAUUUUUGCUGGAAAUGGGGUUGUUUUAAAUUGCUUUUCCCUUUCCCUUUGGAAGAACGCACAGCAGAAACUCCUGUGCCUUGUCUAAGCACUGCCCAAAGCACUGCCUGUCAUAUUUGAGUCCAGUACUUUGCCAAGAGAUAAGUGUUCCUUAAGCAAACACAAAACGAACCAGGAAGGAAAGUAAAUUGUCUCUUGAUUUCGACCCUUUAAGCCCAAAUUCUUCUACCCAAUUGAUUGGUCAUUGAAUUUCAUCCUGAGUUCAAAGUAGACUGAUGAAGAUUCCUUUUCCAUAGCUGUUCUUUUCCAGGGUUGCUGUAAAGAGGACUUGUAUGCUGGGCUCAGCAAACUGCCAUUAUCUGGGGAAAAACGCCCACUCAUAUUCCACCUUCUGAAUUGCAAAUAAGGCCCUAAGUCAUUCUCACCCUCCUUCCUCCUUCCAGAUACAUCACUUCAUUCCUUUCAUCUGAACUAUAUAGAUUGGGAGGAUUUAGAGAGGGGAGCUCUGUUUCUUGUUGUGCAAACUAUCAGUUAAGGGGAAGGGUGCCCCUUUUCAUUUCAUUUCAUUCUGUUCAAAACAUUGCAAUGCUUUGAGGUCAUUUUUCUAUUUUAACUACUUGCAAAAACUAAAGGGUUUUAGGCACCUGCGUGAAUAUUUGUGAAUUAUUUGGGGGAGGGAUUACUGAUUUUAUUUUUAUGUUUGGGUGGUUUUUUUAAUUCAAACAGCUUUUGGAAGAAGAAGAAACUCACUCCAACUAUCUGUAAUUGACAGAUUUGCAGUGAGCUAUCUGGCCUACAUUUUUAUCCAUUUUUUUCCCUUUUUUCUGUCUAGUUUCCUCAGGGGACAGGGGAUAAUUAUAUAAAUAUUAUGCAAAAAAUAUAUAGUUUUCUUUAGAUCAGAAACGUAUAUUUUUAAGUCAGCCAUAUGUAUUUUGUUUAAAAGAAACAAAGCUGUGAGUUACGUAACUGCAGUGGAAUGUAGUCACAUGGCUGGCAGUGGAAAAUGAAUGUUUGGUCAGACUCUUGUCAGCUUCUUUUCUCUAAACAGCCAUCUUUGUAAUAAAGUCAGUUGUGUUAUACAAAACUGUUUUUUAUAUAAAUUAUGUUGAUAUGGCAAUUUGCUUAAAGUAUAAGUGUUUUAUUGAGCAUACAUUUUUAAAUGUAAAAUAGUUGAGUUUUUCCUAAUUUAGUUUUGGUUAUAAAAUUGGCUGAAGUUGAUUGGCUGAAGUUAUUAAAGACCUGUAGACUAUGCCGCCACGAGAGAGGACUUAAGAUGAAAGCAAGGAGUCCACUUCGCAGAUUUAUGGAUGCGCACACUCGCCCAUUGGCCACCUUGCUGGUUCCGUUAAUACUUUUGAUCCUCUGCCUAGGGAAAAAGAGGGAUUUCUUUUCAAUUAAAUCCUUCCUUAUGUCAAAAUAGUUGAACAGUUUUGUCCAAAGUUGACUGCAUCAGCCAUCUGAGAAAAGGCAAGUAAACCCAGUUCAGCAAAGAUCAGCUCUUCAGUACAAAGUGCACACUUUAUGUUAUGUUAUGUUAUUUUAUUUUUACCCUAUGCAGCAUUCUUCUGGAUGUAGCUAGCAUCCAAAUAAAGUGGUUCCUGCACACAACUCCAUUUAUAAGUGUAGUCUAUCCUUGCUGGAUGGUGUUAGAUUAUAAUUUCUUACAACAGUAAGUACGCCGUUAGAAACAAAACUAUCUUUGCAGGAAGCAAAUGAUAAUUGGAGGGAGAAAUAAUUUAAGAUUGUGCCAUGCCAGAUGGAAGAUGAGGUAGUAUCCUCUUGUGUACAUUAUUAUGCUUGGGAUGAUUUAUUUUAAAAAAUGAAAUGGGCCCUAGAGCAGUUUUUCAUCUGUUUCUUAAUAAUAAUCUUUUUGUUAAACAAAUUGGCACAUUGGUACCAAAGACAUUACAUUGUUUCCUACGUGCAGUGAAAAAUAUCCAUUUUCAGGAGCUAAAACUGUGCAAUUGGUUCUUUUUAUUCUAUGGCACAGGGAUCUAGUUUAAUUUUUUUAAAGUUUUGUGCAAUAAGUUUUAGGAAAAUAUUAUUUUAAAAGGCAUUUCUAAGAGGAAAACAAAUCUAAUUGUAAUUUUAGCCAUGGGCAGUCUAAAUGAAGAUUUAUACCAUAACCAAGUUUUUUGGUAAUAUUUGAGCAGUAGUAUAAAACUCUUCAGUGUUCAUUUAGCUUUUGAUCUAAGGACCAACACAAACACCCAUUAUAACGGGGCUGCAAUCAGGUUCACUAAAAAUCUCCAAUAAUUCCAAUUCAAUGACUGCAUUUUUUUUAAAAGUGUUUUUUAAUAGAUCAGUAUUUGCUGAGUACUCCUAGUUCAGCAUUUUUUUUUUCUGACCCACCAUAGCUCUUGAUGAGAUUACAGCAAUUGUUGGGAUGGUUAUAACCCUAAGAACAGGCACAGCUUUAAAAUGUACAGGAAGACAAUUACAGCUUCUAGAUGUGUCAUGGAAAUUUUUUAUGAAUAAGCUUCACCAAACUCUAUAACUCUUUACGAGGGUCUUCUUGAUGGAAGAUUCAUGGACAUCUAGCUCUACCACGAAAGAGAGGAAAUAAAUAGAACUCUUACUUCAAUCCAUGAUGCUUUUAGAAUUGCUUCAAUAUUACAGCUGAUAUAGCUGCACACUAAUACUCUAUUCUACUUAACUUUUUAUUGUGCUUUGUAGCUGGCAAUAUUCCUAUUAACCAAAAACAAAAGGAGUCCAGUCUACAGAUUCAUGUGCCCUUUAAACCCAUGGCUAAGACUACUUGUUCAGGUUUUUUUCUGCCCAUAAAUAAAUACAUAUACAGUAUUAACAUAAAUACUGUAUAUAUGUUUAUUUAAAUCUCUGGAAAAGCAUGCAUAUAAGAAUUUUAAGUUUCCCCUUUUUCAAUAACUAGUAUAAUAAGCAAUGGUAUUUUUGUAUUAAAAAAAGAAAAAGACAAAACAAAAGACUGAAUAUUAUAUGGUAUGCAUGACAAAAUGGUUUUUAAAAAGUGUGGUUUCAAAGCAAUAUGUACCCUGGUGUGUUUGCCAUAUUCUAGAGUCCAGCUUAAAGUGCACCUGAUCUGUAAUAGCAUUUUGAUAUUAUUUAAUCUGUGUAAAAUGUUUUGCAUGUAUUUAUAUGGUUCUUGGGAUUUUUUUUUCUUUUUAGUUGUUCGGUAAAGAAUAAAGAGAGGGAUGGGGUUGGCAUGAUUGACAAAGCUUUUUCUGUAACAUUUGAAACUUUAAAUAUAGAUAAUGCUCUGAUUGGAAACAGUGCAAGGAAAUUAAGUUAAUAUGUAAGGUGCAACAGAAAGGGAAAGGGUCUUGAACUAAUAAAGCUUGUUUUGCUGUUAAGCAGAAUCAGUGCACAAGUGCAUUGAGAGAAUAAACUGUGCCCACAUGUAAUUGUGAUGUCUUCAAUAUGUGUCCCAUCAGUUUAUAAAGUCACUGAUCAUCUACUGAAGCUGCAAUAGUAUGAAUUACUAUAAAAUAUUAGCUUGGACCAAAUUUGUAGUGUGAAAAUUAUACACUUUUUAAAAGGUGACAUUUUUUAAAAAAUAUCUAAGAUAGUUAAUUGCACAAAAUAUUAUGUGUCAGUUUUGCCAUGUCUGAGUAAGGUCCAGAAAAAGCUACCAAAUUCUAGCCAAAGAUAAGGAUCCAUGCCAAUGACAAAUGCAAAAAUUCAAAUGAAUAUUUUAAAGUGGAAAAGGCAGAAUGCUUUGCAAUUUUAAAUUUAUAUUAAAAAUAUUGCCAGUUUAUAUGUUAUAUUUUUAGCAUGAACUCUUUCAAUGGCUGAACUUUCUGGCAAUAUAUGAAUAUAUAACAUCAUAUCCAGAGUAGAUAUAGAUUAUUAAAAAUAAUUACUUAGUGAACAUUGUCAUGGCUUUUACUGUCCUGUUGCACAAUAUGGUUAUACUGAGACAAAGCUUCAAUGCGAUAUUUUCUAAAAGUAUAAUGUUUAUAUGAGAUCUUCAUAUUUUGAAUAGAAAGGUCUUUAGAAAAAGCCCUUAUUGAAUGAAAAAAUUCCUUGAUCAAGCAUUAAUGGGAAGGACUUGAAGCUGUGUUAUAGGAAAACUGGAGUUAAGGUUUCAUUAGGAAUUCAUUCCAGUAGUGUAGUUCUGCAGCAGAAGCAGCUAAAUAUAAGGCCAUGCUUUAAAACAUAAUUAAAAUAAUUAAAAUGUUAAAGAUAAUAAUUAGAAAGGACAUAAAAAAUAAAGACUGAAUCCAGAGUAUGUAAAAAGAGGGAAAUUCUACUUGGAGGAGCAGCAUUUAUGAAAAAGUUAAGAUUCAGUGAGCUUGCUACUACAGUAGUAACCCCUAACCCAGCCCCAUCAGAGUAUUUUGUCCACGUUGAUUACACAUUAGAAACUUCUUUUAUUUUUAAAAAUUGAUAAGUUUCAUUCAAAUAGAGGAAAGGUUAUGGUUCUUUUAAAAAAACAGACAAAAACAGUACAAAUAGUCAUAAUAGCAACCUAGCAAGGGAACUUGAGAGCCUUUAAAAGUUGAGCAACAGUUACUGUUUUUCUACUGAAUAUGGGAAAUCAUAAUCUUUCCAAGAAUUUAGUGGUUCUUGUCUCACAAAGCUUAUUUCCAAGUUUCUUUAUUGUUUAUUUAAAUGUGUGGGGGGGGAGGGGGAAACAUUUCCCUAGGUAGGUUCAUCAGGUUCUUUUCUUAAGGAAAAGUCUUCUUCAACCAUGCUGUACAUUUUGGAAAGCAAAACUGGGGUAAAUAAUUUAGUGUACCAUUUGCUUCCUGAGACCACACACACUUAGAUAUAUGAGUUUAAAUAUGCUGCUUUCAGUAGAAUCUUGUGCAAUUUGGCUGGUUUGGUUUGGUUUGAGAGGUCUAGGCUGCCCCUUAAACCAAAGCAGCAUGAUUAAAAACACAACCAGUCAAAUGAAUCGGAUAGCAUAACACAGAAGUCUGCUCUCUUUGAAACUAGGAACACAAUUUCUAAAUAGGGCAAAAUAUUUAUAGAAAUUGCAAAACUUUCUAGGGAUUUCCAGAGAAUCCUGAGUUUCUUCUCAUCCAUGAUAUCCAUUUCUGAUAAACUCUGAAUGAAACGCCCUUACUAAAAUACAGCAUGGCAUAUAAAUGUCACCAAAGUUAUCUUUGCUUCCAAAAACAUCAAGUAAAUUUAAACAUGAUAUGGUUAUUCAAACUGGCUGCAUGGCUAUGCAUUCCUAAGUGUCUUUUCUAUGUUGCCACACACAACCAAAUUAAAAUUCACGUGACAGUCAUCUGUUAUCUGUAGUGAACGUGUUCUGUGGUUAUUCGUGUCUAUGUCAUUGAUGCUCUUUUACAUGCCAUAGUUUUAUCAGAUGUGAAAGCUGCCAUUUUUGUGCCUUCCAACCAGCCCACCACUGCCUUGGUAUGCUGAUCUGUCUUCUGCAGAUUUGAUAACACUACCUAUUUGCAAUUACUGUUCUUUGAAUUGCACAAUUAAAAAAAAGUAUCAAGAUAUUGGAGUCCCAACCAAUCCUAGUAUACCAUAGUUGGACUCAGAUUUCUGAGAGAAGGAAAGAAAUAGAUGUACUCUUGAAUAACUCCAUACGGAUAAAUGGAUAUAUACUAAUCAACCUCUUAAAGUUUUACACAUUUGGUAGCAUUACAGAUAGAAUUUUGCUUCUUUACCAUUCUAUUUUGCUCAGCAAAUACGGAGGUUUUCUGUAUUACCAGAGCCUUCUAUAUCAGAAGAGGCACUCUGAAUUACUAUUCUGAAGUAAUCCAAUUUCUAAAUUGCAAGAAGAGCCUCCAAGAGAUAGCAAAAGCAGUUUCUGUCAAAUGGAUGAGAGACUGAUCAUGAUUGGAAGGGGCAGAGCUACUGCUCUUCCUAUCUUGCCUUGUGUAGAUGCCAUGUAUUCCCAAAUGCCUGAAAAGAGCCAUUGAAAGAUAAAGCAUACGCAGACAGUUCACAAAUAGACAUCUAUUUUAAAAGAAUAACAGAAUAAUAGAGUUGGAAGAGACCUUGGAGGUCUUCUAGCCCAACCCUCUGGUUAAAUGGGAGACCCUAUACCAUUUCAGACAAAUGACUGUCCAAUCUCUUCUUAAAAAUCUCCAGUGAUGGAGCACUCAGCUUCUGAAGGCAAGCCAUUCCACUGGUUAAUUGUUCUAUCAGGAAAUUUCUCCUUAUUUCUAAGUUGCUUCACUCCUUGAUUAAUUCCCAUCAGAAGGAUAUGCCUUUGAAUCAGUUAAAUAAACUCUAAAAUAUUAAUGGGGUUAUGUGUUUUUUUUUUAAAAUAAUCCUUUGUGAGUUGGUAUUGAAAAACAGCAAAAUGCAGGAGUGAAAGAAGAGAUCUGAGGAGAUAGUAAGAAAAUAUCCAAAUCAUAAUAAAUGCCAAUGUAUGUUUUUUGAGUUAAUUGGUUUCAGCAGGCAAAAUUAAAACUAGAUCCAAGUAAGUAAAACUGCAAUAUCUUGCACUGGCCUUAGUGUUUCUCUUGAUCUUCACUUUUGCAGAAUCAUUUCUCAUCCUUGAGAAAACAAAAUCAUUUUUUGUUUAUUUUUUGGCUAAUUUGUUAGCUGCUUUUCGGCCUUGCCAUUAACUAAAUUCAACUUUCCAACCUGUUUCAUUGAUUGGCUGAUAUAAAUUUUUAGAAAAUGGUAUUGUAAUGCCUUGUUCAGGCUAUUAAUUUGCCUACUUUUAAACAAAAAUUGGACCAAGUGGAUCAUUGCACUGCCUCAAUUUGUGACAUAAAUGAAUAAUAAUUAUGAAUAAAGGUGAAACUGAGCAAAGCCUCAAUAGAUAUCAGUGCCAAGUAUUUGCUGCCUCUGUCCUUGAUGUCUGUCAUUGUCAUUUGGUCCUGCACAGUGUAUCAUUGACAAAUCCAGACUGAACUUGUGCGGCCAUCCGUUUAUGGGCAAGCAUUUUUUAAUAUUGUAAAUAAAAAAAUACAAAAAAUGAA
Pantherophis guttatus is the source of this 12648-nucleotide messenger RNA. NCBI's taxonomy places the organism in Eukaryota, Metazoa, Chordata, Lepidosauria, Squamata, Colubridae. The record is from RefSeq and is a predicted model, not a curated record.